UGUGCUGGGGAGGGAGGGAAAAAAAAGUCUUUAAAUAGGGAGUGGUGAGAGAUAGUGGAUAUCUCCAGUUGGAACCCUUGCAAGGAGUUCUAUUCCCUGAGAGAAGCUGUAGAAGACACCAUGAGUAAAAUCAGUGAGACCGUGAAGCGGGCCAGGACCGCCUUCAACUCUGGCAAAACCCGACCCUUGAAGUUCCGGCUCCAGCAGCUGGAGAACCUGCGCAGGAUGAUAAAGGAGAGAGAUGAGGAGAUUGCCGCAGCUCUGCACGCUGACCUCCACAAGAGCAAGUGGUCUGCACUCUAUGAAGAGGUUAUUUAUGCCUUGGAAGAGGUCGAGUAUGCGAUUGCCCACCUUCCCGAGUGGAUCCCAGAUGAGCCUGUAGCAAAGAACGACAAUACAAAAGAUGACCAGCCCUACAUCCACUCAGAACCCCUGGGUGUGGUUCUGAUCAUCGGGGCCUGGAAUUACCCCUUCAAUCUGUCCAUCCAGCCAAUGGUGGGCGCCAUUGCUGCAGGUAAUGCUGUCGUCCUCAAACCCUCUGAAGUGAGUGAGAAAACAGCUCUUCUGUGUGCCGAACUACUCCCUCAGUACCUGGACAAGGACCUGUUUCCAGUCAUUAACGGUGGUGUUCCUGAGACCACAGAACUGCUGAAGGAGAAAUUUGACCACAUCCUCUACACCGGGAGCACGGGAGUGGGCAAGAUCAUCAUGACAGCUGCGGCCAAACACCUGACCCCAGUGACCUUGGAACUGGGAGGGAAGAGUCCCUGUUACGUGGACAAGGACUGUGACCUCGACGUUGCCUGCAGACGUAUCGCCUGGGGGAAGUUCAUGAACUGUGGCCAGACUUGUGUGGCUCCUGACUACAUCCUCUGUGAACCUUCUCUGCAAGGCCCGUUUGUAGAGAAGAUGAAAAAAAUCGUAAAGGAAUUCUAUGGAGAAGAUGCUAAAAGUUCUCGUGACUAUGGAAGAUUGGUCAAUGGCCGUCAUUUUAAAAGGGUGAUGGGCUUGAUUGAGGGACAAAAGGUCGCGUUUGGAGGGAAUGGAGAUGAAGCCUCUUGCUAUAUAGCCCCGACCAUUCUCACUGAUGUUGACCCCAGGGCUAAGGUGAUGCAGGAAGAGAUCUUUGGACCGGUUCUCCCCAUUGUCUGCGUGAAGAGCCUGGAUGAAGCCAUCCAUUUCAUCAAUGAGAGGCCAAAGCCCUUGGCCCUCUAUGUGUUUUCUAAUAAUGACCAGGUCAUCAAGAAGAUAAUUGCAGAGACUUCCAGCGGAGGCGUGACCGCCAAUGAUGUGAUAGCCCAUGUUGGUGUCCAUGCUCUACCCUUUGGCGGAGUGGGGGACAGUGGCAUGGGUGCCUACCACGGAAAGAAGAGUUUUGAGAUCUUCUCCCACCGCCGAUCCUGCUUGGUCAGGUCCAUGAAGAAGGAUGACUCCGAAAAAACCCGAUUCCCACCUUUUCCUGCUAAGGCCUCAUUCAAAUGAGGAGACAGCUGUGGUCCUUUGCCUUCUGGGGCAAAUUGAUGCUGGAAGCCCAUCAUUUCACUCCCCGGUUCUGAAUCUUCAUCCCUGCUGUUCUCCCACCCUCUUCCCUGGGCUCCUAUGUCUUUAUCUUCCUAAUUAGAUUGGAAGCUCCUUGAGGGCAGGAAUUAUCUUACUUUUUUUUUUUUUUAACAUCUCCCACCUUGGUGCCUAGCACAAUAUUGAGCAUGGAACAUUUAUUCAAUAAAGACUUGUUCAAUGAACAAA
This is a messenger RNA of Antechinus flavipes (yellow-footed antechinus), 1746 nucleotides long. Its product is annotated as aldehyde dehydrogenase, dimeric NADP-preferring-like. Gene Ontology annotation, molecular function: aldehyde dehydrogenase (NAD+) activity. Gene Ontology annotation, cellular component: cytoplasm. The record is from RefSeq and is a predicted model, not a curated record. Bases 121 to 1482 code for a protein of 453 amino acids. Lineage: Eukaryota; Metazoa; Chordata; Mammalia; Dasyuromorphia; Dasyuridae. Gene Ontology annotation, biological process: aldehyde metabolic process. The transcript has 11 exons.